AUGGAAAGGAUUCACAAUCCAUUCCCCGCAUCUUUGCGCUGCGAGAGCAAAAAAUGUAUGCGGAUCCUCGAGUCCUUUAUUCAACCAUCAUCCAUUGAUAGUCCGGGGUUAUCGCUUCCCCCUCAUGUCCUGGAGAAGGCAAAGGGCUUAGUUAUCUUCACCGUCUUCCGCAUCGGCUUUAUGGGCGCAGCUCGAUUCGGAUCGGGGAUUAUGCUCGCGCGUCUCGACGAUGGCAGCUGGUCGCCUCCAUCUGCGAUUACAAUUCUUGGAGCUGGAUUCGGGGGCCUGGUUGGCGUCGAGAUGACCGAUUUCGUUUUCGUCCUCAACGAUCCCCACGCCGUCCGGACAUUCUCGCAGUGUGGAAGUGCGUUACUGAGUGCCAACCUCUCGACGGCACUCGGGCCAGUUGGGAGAAGUGUCGAGGUGGGUGGAGGAGCUAGUGCGAAGGGUGCUGCAGCGACGUUCGCAUACUCGAAAUCCAAGGGGGUAUAUGGAGGGAUGUCUCUUGAGGGGGCCAUCCUGAUCGAGCGAAGACACGCCAACCAGAAAUUCUACAAGCGAAAGGUCAAAGCAUCGCAGGUACUGACGGGUGCCGUUGCACCGCCGCCGGAAGUGAAACCGCUGAUGGACAUACUGGCGCUGCACGUCUUCCAUCCGAAGCUCGAUACCCCAACGCUGUCUCGUGAGAUGCCACCCGAUGAUACAGUCGAACUACCAGCUGAAGGAGAGCAUCAAGUGUCGGAGCUGCACACGGAACCAUCUCAACCGGUGUAUGAAUUGGAUGCUGGGCCAGCUCCUACGCUUCCUAUGCCUCGCGCUAUCCAGUCGGAACAAUGA
Molecule: messenger RNA, 837 nt
Organism: Aspergillus glaucus CBS 516.65
Lineage: Eukaryota; Fungi; Ascomycota; Eurotiomycetes; Eurotiales; Aspergillaceae
Exons: 3
Coding region: 1-837 (278 amino acids)
Biological process (GO): actin filament bundle assembly; actin cortical patch localization
Cellular component (GO): actin cortical patch
Molecular function (GO): phosphatidylinositol binding; actin filament binding
Source: RefSeq, a predicted model, not a curated record